AUGCUUCCCAACGCCCUCCUCCUCUCUCACCUACUUUGGUCUAUCGAUAUGCCGUCGCAGAAGUCGUUCCGCACCAAGGUUAAGCUGGCCAAGGCUGCGCGCCAGAACCGCUCCAUUCCCAACUGGUUCCGCAUGAAGACCGACAACAAGAUCCAGUACAACAAGAACCGCCGCCACUGGCGCCGCACGAAGCUCUCGAUCUAA
Malassezia sympodialis ATCC 42132 is the source of this 204-nucleotide messenger RNA. RefSeq names its product 60S ribosomal protein eL39 (gene RPL39). Gene Ontology annotation, cellular component: cytosolic large ribosomal subunit; ribosome. Gene Ontology annotation, biological process: translation. Lineage: Eukaryota; Fungi; Basidiomycota; Malasseziomycetes; Malasseziales; Malasseziaceae. The record is from RefSeq and is a predicted model, not a curated record. Gene Ontology annotation, molecular function: structural constituent of ribosome.